Seminavis robusta is the source of this 1382-nucleotide messenger RNA. The record is from the annotation of a GenBank genome assembly. Lineage: Eukaryota; Bacillariophyta; Bacillariophyceae; Naviculales; Naviculaceae.
AGCACUGGGACUCAGAAAGAUUCGAAAAUGUACGUCAGCGAACUGCCUCCAAUCUUUCACUUCGGCAUCCGUUUGGAGCCUUUGCCAUGGUGAUCUUCUAAAGAGUAUCCACUCUGCUUCCUCUUUCAUCCAUUCCGAACCACAUUGCACUUACAGUACCGGUAUAGCUGGGAUAUUGGACAUGAACCGUUUCGCAGCAGCAGUAGUCUUCGCCUUGCUGGCACAGGAUCAAGUCGCCGCUUUUCGUGCGGCGGCAAGGCUUUCUUCCAGAGGGAAAUUUGGAAUCAGUCGCGACAAUUCGCCAGUCUCUUUUACCCGGCCCACCGUAUUGGCCGCUGUCCGAAAGACCCUUGUGUUGGAGCGAGAAGCAGAUGUGGCAUCUUAUGAUCCUUUGAAUCUCGCCUCUCAGCACAAUGGACAGUUGACCAAGAGAGAUCUCCAAGAUGACGACGACGAGGCCUCCACGCAGCGUUGUCGGCCAAGCGAAGCCAAACCCAUGAGUCCGUGGGCAGCCGCGUCUUCAGCCGCUCUAGUUCCAUUUCUCUUGGGAACUGCCGAAAAGGCCAAUGCCGUCGAGUCCAUCAUUUCCAAGGAUAUUAUGAAUCCCAACAACUUUAGUCCGGUUUGUCCUGCCAGUGAUGGCUUCUAUCGCCUAUUGCAAACUUCCGUGGAAGCCAUUGUGGGACGAGAAAAGUUUAUCGAAUACGGACCCUUGAUUGCUGGUGGAUUGUUGCGAGUGCGACUGGAACUUUGCGUGGUGGAAUCUUUCUUUAAUGAAGCCGUGGGACCCUUUAUCCAAGAGAAUGGAGUUUCCUGGAUCUUGCCGCUCCACGAAACGGUAGAAACCUUCUUGGCCGGAUCCAUCUUUGCUCUGGCAACGACAUUCAUUCUGGUUGGUUCCACCAAACUUUUGACUGUCAUCAUUACCUACUUUGAUCUCUUGGUGGGUUAUCCAUCCCGAACAUUUGGAGGAUUCUUCUACGAUAGAGCACUUGGACGGCCUGUGACACUGGAUAUUGGUUUCGGACCGUUCAAGACAAGACUGCUGGGUCCAACCGAUGAAGUAUUGGAAGCCCAGAAAGAAGAAGAGCUGGUAGACUUGUCCAGCCCCCUCACGUUGCUUAUUGUGCUGACGAGUGGAACUGUCCGUCUCGUUGGAAAAACAGCAUUGUUCUUGAGGGAAUUCCUCGAGGCCUUUGACUUGUUCGUUGGUCGCUAUCUUGUUCUCGUUGCAUCCUUCUACAUUGGUGUCAAGUUCGUUCAUUUCAAGGUCUUCCCCGAUUUCCCUUAAACCUACUGCACUGUUAAACCGACAACAAACACAAUACUACAGUAGCAUCCCAAAAACCACGUAGCUAAAGCUAGCAAGCAUAUUACCUCCC